Bipolaris oryzae ATCC 44560 is the source of this 4866-nucleotide messenger RNA. RefSeq lists its product as uncharacterized. NCBI's taxonomy places the organism in Eukaryota, Fungi, Ascomycota, Dothideomycetes, Pleosporales, Pleosporaceae. The coding region runs from base 1 to 4866 and encodes 1621 amino acids. Gene Ontology annotation, biological process: piecemeal microautophagy of the nucleus; exocytosis; proton-transporting ATP synthase complex assembly. The record is from RefSeq and is a predicted model, not a curated record. The transcript is spliced from 6 exons. Gene Ontology annotation, cellular component: intracellular membrane-bounded organelle; cytosol; membrane. Gene Ontology annotation, molecular function: sterol binding; protein binding.
AUGGAGUCGAUCCGCCCAGCACUGGCAAAGAUCCGCCUGCCUGCACCACAGCGAGCCUACAGCCGGCCGCUGCUGUGCCAAUGUCUGCACACAUCGCCGGCGCGGGGCGCUACGCCUCUGCCUCACCCGUCAGUGCCCGGUCCACCACCUGAAACACCCCAGGCCCAACCUUCAGAUGCAGCGCAACGGGUUGCGAGAAAGAGGCGGCAGGCCGACAUGAUGAAGCAGGCGCGCGAGAUGCGCGAGUCCUACACCCCCUCCAACAAGCCAAAGAGCAUGCUGGCCAAGCGCUUCUGGAAAGACGUCUCGGUCAAGGAGACGGAUGGUGGCCUGCAGGUCUUCCUCGAUCACCGCCCCGUCCGAAUGCCCAACAAGCAGAUCCUCACCGUCCCCGCCUCCAAGCCCCAGCUCGCCGCUGCCAUUGCCCUCGAAUGGGACCUUCUCAUGAGCGCACAGCAGGCGCUCAAGAACGACUACAUCCCCAUGACCUCGCUGGCUGCGCGUGCCAUUGAUAUCGAGGCGGCAGACAAGGCGGGGCAGUCCAACAUCCGGAACGACAUCCUCGCCUACUUCAUGCGUGUGCUCGCUACCGAUACACUGCUCUGCUGGGCACCCGAAAAGGUUAUCAACGACACGCUGCAGGACGGAAAGACACUGCGCCAGAUCCAGGAAGAGGUGGCUACGGGCAUCAUUGCACAUCUCCAGACCCACGUGUUCCCUGGUGUCGAGAUCAAGCCCACGCUUGACCCCAACUCCAUCAUUCCCGUGGAGCAGCCCAAGAUGACGCAGGAAGUAAUUCGCGGGUGGUGUGCAGGUCUCCCCGCCUAUGAGCUUGCGGGGCUGGAGCGGGCAGUGCUGGCAUCCAAGAGCCUGCUCGUCAGCGCACGGCUGGUGCAUGAAUGGAGCGAGGCAUUUGCGCAAUCACGGCCAGCCGCUGAGGCUAGUCGAUUUGGCAUCAACGAAGCGGCCGAGGCAAGCAGUUUGGAGGUCAAGUGGCAGACGGUGCAGUGGGGUGAAGUAGAAGACACACACGACGUUCAAAGUGAGGAUCUGCGGCGACAACUAGGAAGUGCCAUUAUCUUAGUUAGUGGGAACGCGCACAAGCGCUCCAAGUCGGCCAGUGUGAAGAACCUCCUGUCCCGCGUGUCGUCAAAGCCCGACGGCGACACACCCGACCCUAGCGACAACUCUCCCCCAGGUUCAGCUACGUCGGCCACCUCACAGCACGCUGCCCAGAUCAAAGGAUACAACACGCCGGGACACGGCCGCAGUCUCUCCAAAAAGAACCCGCAUCUUUCCACUAGCAUGUCCGGUCCCGGUCCAAGCCAAGACGCACUCAGUCCCUCAUCUCCCGGCAUCCAGCAGACUCCUACAUCUCCCACAAAGGCAACCUCAAUCGAGCAGUCGGUGAAGCUGUUUAGAGUUUUUGAGUCGCUGCGAAAUGGCGACACGGCAGCUAUAUCCCGCGCAAUCCGGGAGCAAUCGAGCCCAGCCGAUGGCGAGAGCAGCCGGUCGUCGAUACAGCUCCCUAAUGCACGUACAGAGGGAACUUCAAUUCUGCACUUAGCUAUACAGUGCGCAGAGGUACCAGUAAUUGAAUUCGUCCUGUCAAAUGCUACUGCAUCGCCAGACUCACCCGUCGACAUCAACGGCCGCGACCGCGAUGGCAACACACCGCUCCACCUCGCUGCCAUACUUGGCCGCACUGCAGUUGUGCGGAUGCUACUUGAUCAACCUGGCAUCAACGACUCAGUAACCAACUACAACGGCCAAACCCCGUUAGAUCUCGCCCGUACGCCAGAUAUUUUCCAGGCCCUGCAGCUGUCGCGGUCCAUUUUCAUCGACACGUACGUAAAAAAGAUACAACAAAUGGUCAUAUCAGGGGACAUGGAUGCGCUCGAGAAGAUUCUCCAGGAUAACCGGGUAAAGAGCACUCUCGAUGUCAAUGGCGGCGAGCUAGCGACCGACCCGGUUGUCGUUGACGCUGGAGGCACGCUUCUGCAUGAAGCUGCAAAGAAAAAGGACGUCAAACUGGCUCAGCUGCUCUUAUUGAAUGGAGCCGACCCAUUUCGCCGCGAUCGCAAGGGUAAGCUUCCUCAGGAUUACACCAAGGAUGACCGUACCCGCGCAAUCUUGAAGCGAUCACCCGCUGCCGCAGCCGCACAAAGAGGAAUACAGGAGAAGACCAUUCUCGCCGGUGCACCACCAGGACAAGCAGCUGCAGAGGUUGGAAUGGGCGUCAAGGAGUCGCGCGAGAUGAAGGGGUACCUGAAGAAGUGGACAAAUUAUACGACUGGCUACAAAUUGCGUUGGUUCGUCCUUGAAGAUGGUGUGCUAAGCUACUACAAGCACCAAGAUGAUACGGGAUCUGCAUGCCGUGGUGCGAUUAACAUGCGCAUCGCCAAGCUGUACAUGGAUCCCCAAGACAAGCAGCGCUUUGAGAUUCAAGGCAAGUCGUCUGUAAAGUACCAUCUCAAGGCAAACCAUCAAGUCGAGGCCAAACGAUGGUAUUGGGCAUUGAACAACGCGAUCCAAUGGGCCAAGGACGAAGCGCGCGAAGAAGAAAAGCGGGCUACUCAGGACCAAGAGAUGCUCAAGCAGGCCAAGAUUGAGCAGAUCAAGGGUGAGGGUGACUCUUCCAGCCUUGGGAGCUCCAAGAUAGUCAGCAGCUCCAAGCAGCACCCAACCACAUCCAAUCUAAACAUUCCUUUAAACAACGUCGAUGCCACAUCUUCACGAACUGCGGUCAGUGUCACAGAAGACCCUGGUAGCGUCUAUGAGCCUAGCAUGCACAGCCAGGGUCUUGAUAGACUGGUCAGUCACAUGGGAACAGCGACUGUUGCCGGCGAUGAUGACGACGAAGACGAGUAUGGGGACGAUUCGAGCAGUCAUGAGAUGAAGCCGCAGAGCAAGGAUGCCUUCAACAUUACUGCGCAGUCCGCCAAGCUACAGCUUGAUUUGUUGACAUCUGUUUCUGCAGCACUGCAGACAGAAAAGGAACGAUCACCCAAUAUGCAGAUUUCUGACCCUAUGAUGCUGCAAGCGCUGGCCUCGUAUGAAUCAGCCAUUGGCAACCUCAAAGGACUCAUCGGAGAUCUUCUCAGAAUUUCCAGGGACCGUGAUGCUUACUGGCAAUACCGACUAGAUCGCGAAGCCAAUGUGCGUCGCAUGUGGGAAGAGAGCAUGGCCAAGGUCGCAAAGGAACAAGAAGAGCUUGAGAAUAGGAUAGGCGAGUCGGAGGAAAAGCGGCGAAAACAGAAAAAAGCACUUCGGGAAGCGUUGGAAGGCUUUGAGAAGAUUGAAGCUGGAACACAAGCAAAGCAAGACGAAGAUGAAUUCGCUGAUGCACAAGAAGACGGUGUGCAGGAAAAGGAGGCGACAGCGCCCGCAGGCGCAUCCACCCAAAAGCAGAAGAUUAAGAAAAAGUCCACCCUGGCAGACAUUGCAGCCCACAUUUCCGACUCUGAGUCUGAAGAUGACGAAGAGUUCUUCGAUGCAAUCGGUGCUGGCGAAGUCGAGGUUGUGGAGAUGCCCGCUCCCAGCGCUCCUAAAGAGGUGGAAAGCAGUGCCCCAGACUCUUCCGAAGAUCCAUUGGAGAGAAAGUCUAUGGAAAUCGCCACUGCGUGGGCAGGCUAUGAAGAUGGUCCACGAAAGCGACUGGCAAUGGACGCAGAUGACAGGCCGAAGAUUUCACUUUGGGGAAUUCUCAAGUCCAUGAUUGGCAAGGACAUGACCAAGAUGACGCUGCCGGUAUCCUUCAACGAGCCAACAUCACUACUCCAACGUGUGGCGGAGGAUAUGGAAUACACUGAUCUUCUCGACACGGCUGCCGAACGAUCAGACUCCACAGAACGACUGCUUUAUGUCGCUGCGUUUGCGGCUUCCGAAUAUGCCUCUACUAUUGGGCGUGUUGCUAAGCCUUUCAAUCCUCUCCUUGCUGAGACUUAUGAGUACGCCAGACCAGACAAGGGCUAUCGCUUCUUCAUUGAGCAGGUCAGCCAUCAUCCACCCAUUGGAGCUGCUUUUGCAGAGGCGAAGAAAUGGGAUUACUAUGGUGAGUCGGCGGUUAAGUCAAAGUUCUACGGCAAAUCCUUCGACAUCAAUCCACUGGGUACCUGGUUCCUGCGCCUGCGACCCACUGCAACAGGUGGAAAAGAGGAAAUGUACACGUGGAAGAAGGUCACAUCUACUGUCAUCGGUAUCAUUACCGGAAACCCCGUCAUCGAUAAUUACGGUCUCAUGGAAAUCACCAACUGGACUACCGGGGAGAAGUGCUUGCUGGAUUUCAAACCUCGUGGCUGGAAAGCUUCUUCAGCAUACCAGGUUGUCGGAAAAGUCAUGGAUGCAGAAGGCCGAGUGCGCUGGAGCAUCGGCGGGCGAUGGAAUGACAAGAUCUACGCUAGAUUCACCCCCGGCUUUGAGGAUGCAGACAUUGACAAGGGCGGUAAGCCGUCAAAACACGACGACAACAAGGCUUUCCUCGUUUGGCAGUGCCACGAGCGUCCAGCUGGUAUACCCUUCAAUCUUACUCCUUUUGUCGUGACGCUCAACGCCAUCAACGAUAAGUUGCGCCCAAUCAUUGCCCCAACAGACACGCGACUCCGGCCUGAUCAGCGCGCCAUGGAAGAUGGCGAGUACGACUUUGCGGCCACGGAAAAGAACCGCGUAGAAGAGAAGCAGCGUGCUACAAGGCGGCAGCGAGAGGCAGAGGGUAAAGAGUUCCAGCCCAGAUGGUUUACCAAGGGCACGUGCGAGAUUACCGGUGAGGAGUACUGGGUUUUUAACCACGAGUACUGGAAGAUCAGAGACCGUGUUGCAAAGGGUGAAACGUCAUGGGGUGAGGCCGGUUUGGAAGAUAUUUUUUAG